Molecule: messenger RNA, 1840 nt
Organism: Camelus dromedarius (Arabian camel)
Lineage: Eukaryota; Metazoa; Chordata; Mammalia; Artiodactyla; Camelidae
Gene: ACKR1
Product: atypical chemokine receptor 1 (Duffy blood group)
Exons: 2
Coding region: 801-1814 (337 amino acids)
Biological process (GO): inflammatory response; chemokine-mediated signaling pathway; regulation of chemokine production
Cellular component (GO): membrane
Molecular function (GO): C-C chemokine binding
Source: RefSeq, a predicted model, not a curated record
CCCAGUUGCUCCCUGAAGUAGCUUCAUUGUGCGGCCUUGACAGUUGCCCCCAGCCCUCCCUUCUCUCACACCCAGACCCAGAGAUAUCAGGACACACACUCAGACACCUGCCUGAAAGCCAGCACCCAGAUAGGCUCCACGUGAUGCACAACACGACAGAGCACAGACGAGUAAGUACAGCCUUGCACCCAGACUGAUACACAGAGAGCGCUCGCCUGCACACAUACCUCUCAGGUUGUCAGCAGCCCAGGCUCCAGCCACAGGCAGCACUGACACCCCCUCCCACCAACACAUCGCUUUUGAACUACCUUUCCUUGGAGCAAGUUCAAGGUGGUGGAGAAGCAGUGAGAGUCAUCGGCUGCCCUUUCCCUCCAACUUCCCAGCACGUCUCUUAUCUCUGUCUCAGACUUCACCUCUGGCCCCCUCUUCCUUCCUUGUGCUUGAAGAAUCCCUUCUUGCUGGAAAAAACCCCCUGGCUUUCCAGCCUCCUUUUCCACCUUCGGGAAAAUACCCGCUUUCUGGUCCCCACCUUUUUCCUUUCCCGAAGUGCAGGUCCCUAGCAGCAGAAUCCAACCUCAAAACAGGAAGCCCCGGGACAGUGCCCCCCGGGGUCCCGAGGCUCAGACAGGCAGUGGGUGUGAGGUAAAGACUUCCUGAAUGCCGCCCCCCUCCACCGCCUGCCCUGUGACCCUGCCCAGAGCCGGUGGCCUUCAUUAGUCCCUGGCACUUAUCUUGCAACCACAGCCACUGACAGACCGAUCCCAGCCCUUCUCUCCGCCUGCCCUGAGCCCAGCAGUGUCAUGGGGAACUGUCUGCACCCGGCGCCAAAUGAGAACCCUACCACACUGGUCUUUGAUGAGGAGAUGCUGGAGAUGAAUGUGUCCUACAGUUGGGACUAUAACCUCUCCGAUUUGGAAGCCGCUGCCCCCUGCCACUCGUGUACCCUGCUGGACCACUCCUCGCUGCCUUUCUUCAUCCUUGCCAGUGUCCUGGGCAUCCUGGCAGGUGGGGCUGUCCUCUACGCGCUUCUCAGACCUCUGUUCCACUGGCAGCUCUACUGGGACCGAGCUGUCCUGGUACAGGUGGCUGUGGGCAGUGUUCUCUUCAGCAUCAUGGUGCCCAUCCAGGCCCCGGGGCUGAGUGGGGCCUUCAUCACCUCCCUGUGCCACGUGGCCCACUUGGUCUCAUACAGCUCAGCCUUUGCCCAGGCUCUGCUGAUCGGAUGCCACGCCUGCCUGGGCCCCAAACUGGAUGCCAGCCAGGUCCCAGGCCUCAGGCUGGGGCUCCCUGUGGGACUUUGGGGAGCGGCCGCCCUACUGUCACUGCCAGUCACUCUGGCCAGCGACACUUCCCAGGGACUCUGCACCCUGACGUUCAGCGGGGAAUGGGGGGUUUUGAGGCACAUAAAUGCUGCGGCCUGUUUCGCCCUCUUCAGCUUGUUGCCACUGGGUUUGUUGGGAGCCAAGGGACUGAAGAAGGUGCUAGGCAGGGGGCCGUGUCCCUGGGUUGACAUCCUGUGGGCCUGGUUCAUUUUCUGGUGGCUGCAGGGGCUGAUUCUGGGAUUGGACUCCCUAGUGCGGUCCAAGGCCUUGGUGCUGUCAGCAUGUCUAGCCCAGCAGGCCCUGGAUGUGCUGCUGGACCUGGCGAAAGCCCUGACAAUGUUGCAUUGCGUGGCUACGCCCCUGCUCCUAGCCCGGCUCUGCUACCAGGCCACUCACUCUGCCUCACCCACCCUGCCUCUCUCGGCCAGACAGCCUUCUCAUCUGGAUGCCCUUGGAGGCAAAUCCAAGCUCUCUUCCCACCUGUCAAGCUGAAUUAAAGUCGAUGCUCUUUUUAUGAA